This is a messenger RNA of Vicia villosa (hairy vetch), 1930 nucleotides long. RefSeq names its product pentatricopeptide repeat-containing protein At3g04760, chloroplastic-like. NCBI's taxonomy places the organism in Eukaryota, Viridiplantae, Streptophyta, Magnoliopsida, Fabales, Fabaceae. Gene Ontology annotation, molecular function: protein binding. The coding region runs from base 332 to 1744 and encodes 470 amino acids. The transcript has a single exon. The record is from RefSeq and is a predicted model, not a curated record.
UGCUAAGUGGAAAGCGGCCACUCUCUUCAUCGCUAUCACUCUCUGCUCUAGAUUCUAUCCAUACGCCCUUCUUUGCUUCCAGCCCUCCUCAGCGUCUUCCUCUCUCUCAAGCUCUGCUUGGCUCGAACCAUAACAACAAACACCAAUACCUCGCCUCACUCUCAAUCUCUCUCUGAAACUCUGCUCUCUUCUCCAACAAUAACUCUGUUUCUCUCAUCGUGAAACAGAAAGAAAAGACUUCUCGAUCUAAUCUCUCACAGCCUCACUCUCUCGAUCUCACGAUUACAGAAUAGAAACAACAACUCUCGGCAAUUUCUCUCGAUCUCAUCCCAUGAAUCUCCGACUACAACCACCGACAACAUCAUCGUCGUUAUCAAUGACAACAUUUUUAACUGAAUUCUGGUCACACACUCUCAAUUUCAGAACCCAUUCAAACCGCACUUCUCGCCAUUCAAACCCCAACUUCGUCACUUCCUCAACCCCACUUCUAAACGAAGGCAACACUAAUAACCGAAGAACAAGAAACAAGCAAGCUCAAAUCAGAGUCAAUGAAACAAGGCCAAAACUUGAUCAAAAUUAUGACUUUCGAGACACCAAUUUAAUGGAAGCUCUCGACAGGUCAUGCAAAUCAGGUAAGUACGAUGAGUCUCUCUACUUACUUGAGCAAAUGGUUAAUAGGGGUUAUAAUCCUGAUGUUGUUCUCUGCACAAAAUUGAUUAAGGGUUUUUUCAAUUCUAAGAAAAUCGAGAAAGCUAUUCAGGUUUUGGAGAUUUUGGAGAAGCACGGUGAGCCUGAUGUUUUUGCUUAUAAUGCUGUUAUAACCGGCUUUUGUAAAGCUGAUAGAGUUGAUGCUGCCAAUAAGGUGCUUGAUAGAAUGAACAAGAGAGGUUUGGCUCCUGAUGUUGUUACUUGUAAUAUUUUUAUUGGGAUGUUGUCGAGAGGGCUUCGACCUGAUGCAUAUACUUAUAAUAUUCUGUUGAAGAGUCUUUUGAAUGAAGGAAAAUGGAAAGCGGGGAAGAGAUUGAUAUCGGAUAUGUCAGAUAAAGGUUGUGAGCCGGAUUCUGUGACAUACAACACGUUGAUUUAUGCUUUUUGCAAAGAAGGAAAAAUAAAUUUGGCUUUAAAAUAUUUGGAUAACAUGAUAUCAGAUGGUCUUUUGCCUGAUAUUGUUUGCUAUAACUCAGUCUUGGCUUCUCUGUGUAAUAAUGGACAUGUUGGCAAGGCUUUGAACAUCUUUGAGAAGCUCGGUAAAGUGGGUUGUCAUCCAAAUGUAAUUUCUUAUCAUACAUUGUUUGGUGCAUUGUGGAGCAGCGACAAUAAAAUUAGAGCGUUACGGAUGAUUCUGGAGAUGUUAAGCAAAGGCAUUGAUCCUGAUGAGUUCACCUAUAAUUCACUUAUUUGUUGCUUGUGCAGAGAUGGAUUGGUGGAUCAGGCAAUUGAGUUGCUGGUUGACAUGAUGGAGAGUCACAAGUUUCAGCCUACUGUUACUAGUUACAAUGCUGUUAUUCUUGGAUUGUGCAAGGUGCAAAGAGUCAUUGAUGCUAUUGAGGUGCUUGCUGCUAUGAAUCAGAGAGGAUGCUUGCCAAAUGAAACAACCUACUUAUUGUUGAUUAAAGGGAUUGGUUUUGGAGGAUGGCGAAAUGACGCGAUGGAGUUGGCUAACUCACUUGUUAACAUGGGUGCUAUAUCGGAAGAUUCAUUCAAACGUUGGAACAAAACGUCUAUUUUAGACUUAAUCAUUUGAUCUCUUAACUUAAUUUAAAGUUCCACUUUAGUCCUUUAUUUAAUAAAUGUUAGUUUUAACACUAAUGCAAAAAGAACAAUGUAAUUUUUAAAUUUACACCCGAUAUAUAAAAAACGGGUGUAAAUAAGAAUUGCAGUGGCAAUUUUGUAAAUAAAGUGUCCUUUUAAGUGUUAUCACCUUACAAUA